Messenger RNA from Lolium rigidum, 969 nucleotides. RefSeq names its product serine/threonine-protein phosphatase alpha-2 isoform-like. Gene Ontology annotation, molecular function: protein serine/threonine phosphatase activity. The coding region runs from base 1 to 969 and encodes 322 amino acids. The transcript is spliced from 3 exons. The record is from RefSeq and is a predicted model, not a curated record. NCBI's taxonomy places the organism in Eukaryota, Viridiplantae, Streptophyta, Magnoliopsida, Poales, Poaceae. Gene Ontology annotation, cellular component: nucleus; cytoplasm.
AUGGAUGCGCUCGACAUGGACGGCAUCAUCCAACGCCUCCUGGACGCGGAGCACAGCUCGCCGGAAGAGACUCCGCCACUCUCCAACACGGAGAUCAAGCUCCUCUGCGCCGCGGCCACGAAGGUCCUCCUCUCCCAGCCCAUGCUCCUGCGCCUCGACGCCCCCAUCAACAUCUGCGGCGACAUCCACGGGCAGUACUCCGAUCUCCUCCGCAUAUUCGGCACCACCGGCUCCCCGUCCGACACCAACCGCUACCUCUUCCUUGGCGACUACGUGGAUCGCGGCAGCCGCAGCAUCGAGACCAUCUGCCUCCUCCUCGCCUACAAGGUCAAGUACCCCGACGCUUUCUUCCUCCUCCGUGGCAACCACGAGUGCUCCUCCAUCAACUGCUCUUACGGCUUCCUGGACGAGUGCAAGAGACGAGGCCUGGGCCACAAGCUCUGGAAUAUCAUCAACGGCUGCUUUGGCUACCUACCGCUAGCGGCGCUCGUCGGGAAGAAGAUAUUCUGCGUGCACGGCGGCCUGUCGCCGGAGCUGGAGAGCAUGGACCAGAUAUGCGGAGUCAAGCGCCCACUGCCGCAAGUCCCCACCGAGGGCCUCGUGUGCGACCUUCUCUGGUCGGACCCAGACGCCGCCGACGAGUGGGGCUGGGGCGAAUCCAAGAGGGAUAGGUCGCACACCUUCGGGUCCGACGUGGUGGCCGAGUUCGUGGAGAAGCACGGGCUGGCCAUGGUGUGCAGGGCGCACGAGGUGAAGCAGGGCGGCUACGAGUGGUUCGCCGACGGGAAGCUCGUCACGGUCUUCUCUGCGCCCAAUUACGUCGGCCAGUGCGACAACGCCGGCGCGGUCAUGACCGUGAACCAUGAUCUCACCUGCUCCUUCCACAUCCUCCAGCCUACGGAGAAGAAGGCAACAUAUUGGUUCCAACAAUUCAAGUGGUGCGCCAACACGCACCAUUUCCAUCGGUAG